Molecule: messenger RNA, 2058 nt
Organism: Trichoderma reesei QM6a
Lineage: Eukaryota; Fungi; Ascomycota; Sordariomycetes; Hypocreales; Hypocreaceae
Exons: 5
Coding region: 1-2058 (685 amino acids)
Biological process (GO): regulation of DNA-templated transcription; DNA-templated transcription
Cellular component (GO): nucleus
Molecular function (GO): DNA binding; zinc ion binding; DNA-binding transcription factor activity, RNA polymerase II-specific
Source: RefSeq, a predicted model, not a curated record
AUGGGGAGCAGCGCCACGGCCACCACGACUGGCGAGAGCACCCGGCAACAGCCCGGGCUGGCUUGUGAAGAAUGCCGCAGACGCAAGGCACGCUGUGACCGUGUCAGGCCAAAGUGUGGGAUUUGUGCUGACUCUGGGAGGAACUGCGUUGUCUUGGACAAGAGAUCGCAGCGAGGCCCCAAGAAGGGCCAGCUGAAAGACCUGCGUUCAAGACUGAUGCUGCUGGAACAGCGGCUGGUUGGCCAAAAUGAUGCCCCGAGUCUACCCCAAGAGCGUGACAGUCUUGGUUGCCCGACGCCCUCCGAGAAAGUCAGCCCGGAAGGCGACCUCGUCUCCUCGAGGGCAAGCACCGACAUUGGGCUGGACACAUGCAUGGGCUCUACUGCUGGGGCAUUUGCACUCUUUGGAUCGACUUCUGGCUCGGACAAGAUGCCGCCACUUACACCGGACCUCUCGACGGCGUCAACGGCGAACUCGAUGGCGGCGUGCAUCUGCAAAGGCUGGCAGACGGAGCCUGCGAUGUUCUCAACAAGCCCUUUUCCGCAAAUCCCCCUUACUCCACAGUCGACAACGGCCCCGAGCCGCAUGCCGUCCAUAUCACUUGCUGCUGCGGACCCAAUCAUGCCCGACGUGAGAGUCCAUCCCUUUGCGCCCAUGGUCCACAAGAGGCGGUACUAUGCCUGGGCCAGCGACCCAAACGCCUCGCCGGCCCGUACCGCUCUGCGCUCCGCCAUGAGGACCAUUGCGUCGGCCAUGUCGCCUCAAUUCUGCGAUAUAGGACACGUCAUGUAUGCUUCCACGCGACGCAUGCUCGAGACACAGGACGCAUGCCCGGAAACCGGCCUCCCCUGGAUGACGAGGCUCAAGCCACCUCAUGAGCAGCGGAAGAUGCACCACGAGCGCAUACAGGCUUGGCUCUUGCUGGCGUACUAUGAUGUCUUGCGUAAAUCAGAGCAUCAGGCCUUUAUCACCGCCCGCCGAGCAUUUCGCCUUCUCCGCCUCUCUGGCCUGUGCGAGAUGGACAUAGACGCCUACAGCGGCAGACAGGGCGAUGUCGCGACAUGCACUCCGCCUGCUGAGACAACGUGGAAUAUGCAGAUGUGUUCGUCAGAGAAUGGUGCAGAUGAGGCUGUUUUGCAGCAGGAUUGGAUCUCCGUGGAGGAGAGGAGGCGGACUGUCUGGAGCGCCUUUCUCCUCGACCGCCUCUCGACAAUGGUCAACGACCAGCCCACGAUGCUGAUGGAAGAAGCGGUAACCAAACCUCACGCAUGUACAUUCUCUUGGUAUUUCUCAGCUGACUUACCCAUCUCUAACCAGUUCUACACACGACUUCCCAUGUCAGAGGCCGAGUUCCAGAGCGGUACCCAAGAGCCCGUCUCGCAGAUGGGCUUCCUGAUCGAGGCAACAGACGGGAUCAAAGCCUCCAACAGCAUCCAACCAUUGCCCCCAUUCGCCCAUUGCGUCGUCGUGGCCAACCUCUUUGCACGCUGCAUGACACACUGCAAGAUGGCCAUGCAAUCACCGCCCAUGUCUGCACCUGAGGCCCACGACUUUUGGAUACGACAUCAGUGGCUGGCAUCCGCGGCUGCAAACGCCUGCGAGUCUACGGAGACGCGAUGUGACCCCAUGCUGGUCUUCACGCGCAUAUUGGCUUACAGCGCGAGCUUGUCACUGUGCAGUACGGCAAAUGCUACGUCGUGGCAGACGCUGGACCACCACUUGAUGGCGAUGGCUUGUAAGCCGGCUGCGCAUCAGGCCGCUUCCGAGGUGGUGCGCAUCAUCAAGACGGCCCCGCGAAUUGCCUUCUUCAAGAUGCACCCCUUCUUCCCUAAUGCCAUCGCACUCGUUACCAGUUUCCUCAACGCCGACGUGCCUUAUCUGCCUUCGACACGAGGUGGCAAUGCCAUGGACGCCAUUCAGGAGAGACAGGAUGCUGUGAAUGAAUUGCUUGCGGCGCUGCGAAGAUCAAGUCAGGUGAACAACUUGGCUGCAGAGCUAUUGUGCAAGCUGGAACUGGACAUUGGACAGGCGGCGAGCGAUGGGAGCAUUUACGGCUAG